AUGCCAUCGUUAUUCCAGCAGGCCGAAGCAAACAGUACUGACAGGCCCUCUUUAACCAAGUACGGCCAUACUGCACCCGGCCCAGGCAGCGGAUUAGACGAGAAUCCUAACACUCGGUCCGCGAACCAGCUUCAGGGAGGGAAGAAGGCUGAGGCUGCUACCGGCCAGCAGGCUCGUACGAUGAAGGCGUCGAUGACGAAUGCGGCUAAGACGCGGAGCGGCGUUGGAGGAGAGGAGCAGAGUGGUAUUGAACACUUUGAGACGUAG
Molecule: messenger RNA, 267 nt
Organism: Daldinia loculata
Lineage: Eukaryota; Fungi; Ascomycota; Sordariomycetes; Xylariales; Hypoxylaceae
Exons: 2
Coding region: 1-267 (88 amino acids)
Source: RefSeq, a predicted model, not a curated record